Arabis nemorensis is the source of this 1119-nucleotide messenger RNA. The record is from the annotation of a GenBank genome assembly. NCBI's taxonomy places the organism in Eukaryota, Viridiplantae, Streptophyta, Magnoliopsida, Brassicales, Brassicaceae.
AUGGUUUCUCUUUUGACUACAAAGCCCAAGCUCGUUUUUUUCCUCUCUUCUUCUUCUCCACGAACUCUAAACACAUCACCGUCAUUGAAUUUCACCAGAAUUUCGUUCAACCAAACCCAAAAGCUUGCACCUUUCAGGCCACCGAGUCUCGUAGCUGCAUUCUCUGAAAAGGGUCUUAAGAGAGAUGUCACGGCAUCUGCGGCGGCGACGGAGGAGGCCGGAGAUUACAGAAGGAUAAUGCUCUCCGAUGUGUUGGUGAAGAAGAAGGAGAAAGUGUUUUGGUGGGAAAGAGAAUGGAAACCGAUGGAUUUUGGAGCUGUUGCUGUGGUUUUGUCUAUGCAUUUGCUUAGCUUAUUGGCUCCGUUUCAAUUCAAUUGGAGAGCUGUUUCGGUUGCUUUUGUGCUUUAUAUCGUCACUGGUCUUUUGGGUAUUACUCUGUCUUUCCAUAGGAAUCUCUCUCACAAAAGCUUCAAGCUUCCCAAAUGGCUUGAGUACUUGUUCGCGUAUUGUGGAGCUCAAGCUCUUCAGGGGAAUCCAAUUGAUUGGGUGAGUACACAUAGGUACCAUCAUCAGUUUUGUGAUUCAGACAGAGACCCUCAUAGCCCACUUGAGGGGUUUUGGUUCAGUCAUAUGAAUUGGAUGUUUGAUACCAAUACAAUCACCCAAAGGGUUGGAGAGCCUAAUAAUGUUGGGGAUUUGGAGAAGCAGCCAUUCUAUCAAUUUCUUCGAACCACCUACAUUUUGCAUCCGGUGGCUUUAGCGGUAGCUCUAUACGCAAUGGGCGGUUUUCCCUUCAUCGUUUGGGGAAUGGGUGUAAGAAUAGUAUGGGUAUAUCAUAUAACUUGGCUAGUGAACUCAGCUUGUCAUGUAUGGGGAAAACAAGCAUGGAACACCGGCGAUUUGUCUAAGAACAACUGGUGGGUAGCAGCUCUAGCAUUCGGGGAAGGAUGGCACAACAAUCACCAUGCUUUUGAGUUCUCAGCUCGACACGGCUUAGAAUGGUGGCAACUUGAUAUGACUUGGUACGUCGUUAGAUUUCUCCAAGCCAUCGGUUUAGCAACCGAUGUUAAGCUUCCAUCGGAAGCACAGAAACAACGAAUGGCAUUGACCAGCGACUGA